AUGUCCACCAAAAGAACGGUAAAAGAGGUGAUUAAAUUUCUCGAAAAAUACCUGCCAUGUGACUUAAGUGAUUCGCUUGUGCACCAUGGCAGCAAGGACGGGGGAUUCGUGCCUAACUUGUUCAAUCGCUCGGUAAACCCUCGGGGAGUGAGUACCAUUGGUAAGGCGUACACGGUAUUGUACGCCCCCAAGCUGGACCCUCGUCCCGCCGUGCCUCAACUGUACAUUGAUGAAGUUCCCGAAGAUGCGUUUGUGGUGUUGGCUCUUCCCCCUGAAUGCCAGCUCCUUGAGGCUCCUUUCGUCACCGUGAAUAAUGCUCUCUACGGAGGUCUUAUGAGCACCAGAGCGCAAUACCGCAAGGCUCUGGGGCUGGCAAUCUUUGGCCGGGUCAGAGACGUCGCCGAACACCAGGCAUUGGGCUACCCGGUGUGGUCGUACUCGGUGGGCACCACUGCUCCUGGCCCCGUGGUCAAGGUGGUGGGGAUCAAUGUUCCUCUUCAAAUCAGAACCGUGUCUCCUGACCCAAACGAAAAGGAAAGAAUUAUUACCAUCAACCCUGGCGAUUAUUUGAUGGCCGAUCAAGGCGGCAUGGUCCGUGUUGAAGAUAACGACCAAUUGGACCUGAUUCUCGAAUACAUCCCGAAACGCGUCGAGGCCGAUACCAAGGUUGCCGAAGACAUCAAGAACGGGCGUCCCGCGGCCGAGGCCCAAAAGUACUGGCGGUCGAAGAUCUAA
Molecule: messenger RNA, 735 nt
Organism: Diutina rugosa
Lineage: Eukaryota; Fungi; Ascomycota; Pichiomycetes; Serinales; Debaryomycetaceae
Product: bifunctional 4-hydroxy-4-methyl-2-oxoglutarate aldolase/oxaloacetate decarboxylase
Exons: 1
Coding region: 1-735 (244 amino acids)
Source: RefSeq, a predicted model, not a curated record